UCUGGAAAGGGGGCUGAUCGCUGGGAAGACUAUUAACUUAAAGCAUUUUUCUUGUGAUGAAAGUACAAAGUCGCAGACGGGAAAGUUGAAGAGGGUCGAACGGUGUAACUGAUAUUUGGAAAGGAAAUAUGCAGAAGCACGAGUUUUUCGUGGAUAUGACCUGCGAAGGGUGUUCAGGCGCUGUGACUCGCGUUCUCAAUAAACUGCAAGGUGUGAAAUUUGACAUUGACCUUCCCAAUAAGAAGGUUUUUAUUGAGUCUGAGCAGAGUGUAGAAGUUCUUAUUGAAACUCUGAAGAAGACGGGGAAAACUGUAACGUAUAUUGGUCCAAAAUGAAUCACUCUUCCAAUAUAAGCAGGUGUCUUAUGCAUGCCCUGGUGCUAUGAAGGAAAAGAAGGUCAGCCUUUGUGUUUGCAGUUUGCAGAAUAAACUCGCCGUGUGAAGUGAACUUUCCAUCAGUGUCAUGGGCUGUGGGGGACCAUUGAAGCUUUCGAAAGCUUUGUUUCUCUUCAUCAGCAUUUGUGCCACUGACUUCUAUAUUGUUAAAAGGCUAUUUUGCAAUUAAAAUAUUGUUAAACA
This is a messenger RNA of Lepisosteus oculatus (spotted gar), 578 nucleotides long. RefSeq names its product antioxidant 1 copper chaperone (gene atox1). The record is from RefSeq and is a predicted model, not a curated record. Gene Ontology annotation, biological process: copper ion transport. Gene Ontology annotation, cellular component: cytosol. NCBI's taxonomy places the organism in Eukaryota, Metazoa, Chordata, Actinopteri, Semionotiformes, Lepisosteidae. Gene Ontology annotation, molecular function: metal ion binding; copper chaperone activity.